AAGAAACAAAUAAAACAUCUGCGUCAAGUUAAAGAUGAAAAAGCAUUUUAGCUUUCAAAAUAAGAGCUUGAACUGCAGUAACCCCCUGAAAAGCGACAUGCUAAUGGAAGGAAACCCCAAACAGAGCUUCAGUAACAUUUCAGACGAUCAAUUAGUACGUUACAUUUUAUCAGUAGGGAAUUUUAUAACAUGCUUUUUAUACUAAUUUUAUUUUGAAAAAAAUAUUUAGCUUCGGCGAUUUAACCUAUAUUCCGCCGAGGAUUGGCAUCUUUUUUUCUAGGAAAUUUAUUUAGCUUUUAYCUUGUAAACUGACGCAAAAUAACUGCGCGGACUAGUGUUCACCGAAGUAUCUCUCAGGGAGACACACCGACGAAAACACUAAUAAUUUAUUCAAAGUAAUGCUAGCUUCUUAGCAUGCAGACAGCUAGCCUAGCCAGCUGUUGUGUUUUGUCACUAAGGGCUAAUGUGCCCGGUCAACAAAUAUGAAUCAUUUAUUUACAACAGGGCAUACUUAAAGUGGAACAGUAGUUAAACUAUAGGGUUUAUGGUUUGUUUCGAGCUACAGCUUUAUUUAAAGAAGACAGUGCCACACAGUUCAGGAUGUGGUUUUGUUUUGGUGUUUUCCUGCUGUGGAUGUGGUCUGGAGGAUGCACCUCAGCUCGUGUUGAAUACACACCAGCAGAGUUUUAUGACAAACUGCAUUCUGGGAAAAUGAUGUUCAUCUACUUUGAGCAACAAGUCUCUCUCACUGUCUCUCUGUUCCUGGUGGAGCUGGAGAAGUCAGCAGCAGCUUUGCUGGAUUACGGAGUUCUGGUUGGAACGGUGAGCUGCAAGAAAGAGCUGGUACCAAAGUACUGCUUUGAGGAACGACACCAACACAUGGCUUUUCUCUUCAGGGGCGGCAGGGAGUUCUUGAGUUUUGGUUUAGACACUGUCUUCGACGUCAACUCCAUUGUGUCUGAAGUCCUUUUUGCCAUUCUGCGUGAAGAGGUGAAAUACGUCCACACAGAUGCCGACCUUCUGGCCAUGGAAAGAUCAGCUAGAGGGAAGAAGGACAUUGUUCUUGGUUAUGUCCGCAGUCUGGGAACUCAAGACCACAGAUCGUUGAUGGAGACGGCCUACGUUUACGGCUCCAAAUAUCAGUUUGUUCUUCUAACUGGAGGUCCGGUACUGAAACAGUUAGAGGUGAAUGGGUCGUCUCCGUCGUCUCGAGUGUGGUUCCUCCACUGUAGAGCUCACGGCGGUUUUAUGACCCCGAUGACCUCUGAACGCUGCCUCCUGACCCGCAUGAGGAAGACCCUGUCGACCCUGAACCUCCACUCAUUUCUGCAGCUCAUGGAGGCACCGCUGGUGUCUGAAGUGUAUGCCGAUCCCUCCUCGGUCCCACCCCCACAGUUCCCAUACCAGCUGAUYCCCCAGGUGUUCCUGUUUUCCCACCCUGCGACCGAGCACCUGGACCUGAACACGGCCUCUGCUCUGGCCUGGCGGCUGCGCGGUGUUGCUCUGCUGCUGCUGGUACACAGAGAGAGUCCUGCAGUCAAAACCUCUGAAGAGUUUAACGCCGCCUACCGGCUGCCUGAGAAGAGCUCUGAGGUGAGGUAUUUGACCUUACACAGCCUUGAUGACAUGUUGGAGCUCCUCACAGACACAGAGGAGGAAGAAGAGGAGGAGGAGGAGGAAGAGGAGAAUGAGGAGGGUUUACACUUUGAAAGGCUGGAUGAUGAAAUUGCAGCGUCUGUUUUUGAGAAACGAGCCAAUCAGCCGGAGACAGACUCCAUCAACCAGCUGACCUCUGACAACUUCCAUACUGAAGUGGCACAAAGCUACCACACAGUGGCGCUCUUCUACCUCAAAUGGGAUGCUGUCUCCAUGGAGUUCCUCAGCUCCUUCCUUAACGUUGCAAAGAGACUUUCAGAUUCAGAGGUGAACAAUGUUCAGAUGAGCGUGGUGGACUGUGGCGAGUGGACCGACCUUUGCGCCGCUCAGCUCGGGACCCCCGUCCCCUUCCAGCCAAUCACGAGCUUUCCCAGCGUCCUGCUGCUCCGCCCCCAGCAGCCGGCUCAGCUCUACAGAGGAAUGCUGGGUAGCGAGGCGCUGCAUCGCUUCAUUAUGAUGAGCCUUACAGCCUCUCCAAUGCUGCUGUCCACCCAGGAGGAAGUGACAUCAUUUUUACAGGAAGCACCUCACCCUGAGCUCGCAGGCUACAGGCUGGACAGAAUCCUGGGAUUAUUCAGRACGUCGACUGAAACAGGUUUCUCCAUCUUCACUGAAGCAGCAAAGUCCCUCAGAGGAGAAGUGCUGAGUGGACUUCUGACCGGUGAACCWGCACAGGAAUGGGCUGCAGAGCAAGACGUCCACCUUCCUGUGGUGAUGCUGUUUCCAUCUUGGAGGACAGACGCCCGUCCCUCUGCUCAACUCACGUCCUCAUCUGUUAAAGAGCUGCUCACACACAUCAACACUGCCCGGAUCCACCCAGUGCCUGAGCUGACGGUGGAAAACCUGCCGUUCUUCCUCUCCCUGGGCAAAGCUCUCCUCCUCCUGUUUGUGGGAGAAGAGGAGGACGAGUUCGGGUGGAGGCAGAGCCAGGCUCUGGUGGAGGAGCUGAGAGGAGUGAAGACAGACCAUUACCUGACCUGCUGGAUCCAUCUAGGCCGAACUCCAGCUGGUAUGUCUGUCCUGGGGUCUUACCUGGGCUCCAUGCCCCCACUCCCUGCUCUGGUUCUGACCCAUUUACCCACCAGAGACGAGGUCUAUCAGUUUCCACCCAACACCCCUAUAGUGGCCUCUUCUGUGCAGCGGUGGCUGCAAGAGGUCCAGGACGGGUCAGAGCCUCCUGCAGCGUGGAGGCUCAGUCAGCGAUUCCCUUCUUUCACACAUCGAUUAGGGGAGGACUUGUCAACAUGUGCAGAAGCUUGUGGAAACGAUGCUGUGAUCAAAGCUAAAGGAACACUGGGUGAGGACAGCUGGCCUCCUGCUUUCGACUUUUAUGACUUCCUGAAAGUCAUGGACCUGCAGGAACCCGACUCCACUGAGCAAAAACCCCCUCUGGAUGGAGAAGAAGAAGUUAAUGUUGAAGAACAUUUGGUGGCAGAACCGCCGACUGAUAUUGAUCCUAAAUUUCACUCUGAGUUGUAACACUAAGAUAACUGUACAUUGGAUUAAACAACCUGACGGAUGGUAGAUAUGUGUGUGGCAGACCAACAGGGCGCUCUACUCACACCCAGAUGACAGGAUGUUUUGAAACAAAAAGUCUGCAGAAGUGUUCCUGUUUGGUUCUCUGUUGGAGUUGAGUGAACGAGGUGUUUGAACACAGCUCCUGUGGUCUUAUCAUUACUCCUUCGUAUGGUGACCCCGACGUGAUAUGAACACACAGCCAGGACGAGGUUUUGCAGGCAACAUUUUAUAYGUCGGGGGGACUCUUUUUUUCCCAUCCCUGGCCCAGUACAUCAUUGUUUGAGCCAGAUUUUUGUCUCAAAGAGCUUAGACGCCUCUAAUGGUGCGUUCACACCGAACGCGAUUUCAGCAUCAGGAGCAUCAGGUUUA
Molecule: messenger RNA, 3543 nt
Organism: Austrofundulus limnaeus
Lineage: Eukaryota; Metazoa; Chordata; Actinopteri; Cyprinodontiformes; Rivulidae
Gene: txndc16
Product: thioredoxin domain containing 16
Exons: 20
Coding region: 601-3135 (844 amino acids)
Source: RefSeq, a predicted model, not a curated record